AUGGAAAGCGCGUCCAGGUUUAAGAGAAAUUAUAGGGCUUGCUUGAACUGUCGUGUAAGAAAAGUUAAGUGUGAUCUCGGGCCCGUUGAUAACCCGAGAGAUGGGAAAUGCUUGAGAUGCUUAAGAGAGAGAAAAGAUUGUGUAUUUGUAGAGUCUCGCCGAAGUAGUGGAGGACCAACAGGAAGUGCUUCAAGCUCAGGUGGAAAUGUGGCAGCAAGCGGAAGCGGAAAUGCGUAUGAAGGACAGGUUAUAAGUACAAAGCUUAUGGGCUCUCCAUCUCCCCAAGCUGCGGCAUCUCCUCCGGUUAGAAGCGGGUCGAAUGUGAUCGCACAGAAUAACUCUAAUAUACAUCAACCACAACCCUUACAAGACGAUAAAAAUCCUAGACAGGAUGAGCCAGGUGGGCAUUUUGCCACCAUGGAGGGUGCUUUAGUCUUCCUUGCUAAAGCUGCUGGUACUAUAGCUGAAGCCGACGAGCGAGAUAACAUUGAUGCUCAGAAGAAGCUCGAGCAAAUUGAAUCUUCCUACAAUAAUUCAGAAUCGGAUAGGGAAGUUUCAAAUAACAAUAGUAGCAGUAAUCUUGCUAAUACUGGGGUAGACAGUAAUAAUAGUAAGCUGGGGACAAUAAACAAUUCUUUGUCAAAUAUCCUUAAUCCAAAAUCAAAUCUCAGUAGCAAAUCACCCAGUCUAAGCGGCAGCAGAGAAAACUUAUCCCAUUCCAGAUCUUCAGGCACUAACCUUAAGAACGCUUCAUCUUACCCCCAUCCACAGAAUAUGCACAAACGUAGAGUUAUGCCUCUUGCUGAAAAGCCCGAUAUGAUCAGACCAAGGGCCUCUAAUAAACUAUCUCACUUUGAUUAUAUUGGGGAACCGAAUGGAAUAUUAAGUGAAUUUGAAGCUGAAAAUCUAAUAAACUUGUUCUUUACUACGAUGCAUCCAUAUUUCCCAUUCAUUCCCAAAUACUUGCACCUGCCGAAGGUCUUGGCAGGUUAUCCAAUAUUGUUAUGCUCUAUACUAACGAUAUCUUCCAGAUAUCACCCACUAUCGGAUGACUCCUCACUGAAUUCUGGAGCAGUUCCAAGAAAUAUAGAAGUUCAUGAUAGACUUUGGCUAUAUGUUCAAAGACUUAUUUCACAGACAGUCUGGGCAGAAGCAAGCACCAGGUCUAUUGGUACUGUUUUUGCCUUCUUACUUUUCACCGAAUGGAAUCCAAGAGCUAUUCACUGGAGAUGGUCAGACUAUGCAAAUAAGGCAGAAGAUGUAGGGUCAUCAAUGAAAGAUGAUAUAGGAAACACAGCUUCGUCAGGAUCUGGUUCAGCAGGUCCUUUCGGUACUGAGAAUGGUAAUGAAGUAGAAACUAAUAUGCCAGGUCUUGGUGCCACGAGAAGAAGUUAUCGUAUGGCAUGGAUGUUAAUUGGAUCAGCGGUUAGAUUAGCACAGGACAUGGGAUUUAUGGAAGUAAGUCCAAAGACAUUCUUGGCUACGCAUAUAGCAGAAAUCAAUAGUGUAAUGAAUAUCAGCAGAAGGUCAAUGUUGGCGCAUUCAUUAAGUGAAUUGGAUUUGGACGAUGACGAUGACGAAGUUGAUGAAGACGAAGAGAAUGAAAAUGAAGACAUUGACGAGAGUUUCUUCGAAGAAGUUAGUCAUGGUAAGAAGAAAAAGGAUCAAAAAGAAAAUGAUGAUAGUGACAAUGACCAUGUAUUCAUUAACAUGAACGAAAAGGAACUACUGGACUAUUCAAUGUCAUGCUCUGCUUUGAAAUUCACUCCAAUGCAGAAGGCCAAAAUUGAGCUACUUCAAAUCAUGUCAUUGGGGCAUGAGUCUCUUUAUGGAUAUAAAGCUCAAUUGGGAAGUUUGAGUCAGAGACAGAAUCUUUCAAUAUUGAACAUAUUGAGCCCAAUCCUUAAAAAUUGGGGUAAGAAAUAUAAAAGAUUUUUAGUUGUGACUAAACCGAAAUCGAUUAACUUAAGUACUCUACAACAAUAUUUGUUGAGUCCAGGUUCAAAAAUUGCAAAUGAAUUGAGAAUAAUUAUUGACAGGGAAUCAUUAAUAUUCGAGUAUAACUACACCAAAUUAUAUAUUUAUUCUUUGGCUUUAAGCCCAAGUCCACAAUCUGAAAAGAAGAAUGGAAAAGGAGUGAAUGGUGAUAAUACUAGUAAGAAGAGAAACAGAGUCAGUCUAAAGCUUGACGAAAUUUCGAAGGCAGCUGUUUUCAUAGAACAAGCUUAUACUGCAGCGAAUGAAAUGUUACACUCUGUUCAGAGAAUACAUAGAUUCAGAAUGUUGAAGUACAUGCCGGUAAGAUGGUUGACUAGGAUUGUAAGAGCCAUUGCAUUUGUGGUAAAAUGCUACUUGACAAUAACUGCACAUAAUCGUACGAGUGCAAAUAAUAAUGCCACUAAGGUAAGCAUUGCAAAUUCAUUUGAUGGGUAUGAUUCAACUGUCUUGUCUUUGUCAUUAAUUUCUAUAGAAGACAUAGUCGUAACUAUUCAGAAGGCUGCCAUUACUCUAAGAGACUGUUCUCCUGAUGAGUUACAUCUUUGUACGAGGUACUCAAAUAUUUUGAUGUAUCUCUGUUCUGAUAUGAAGUCUAAAAUGAAAAACAAUAAUAAUGGGGCAGCAAAUGAAUACCCCUUAAACAAGAGGGCUAGGUACGAGGAGGACAAAAUUGCAGACACAUUCCAACAGCAACAAGAGCUGCUGCUGUACAGUCCACGAAAUGAUCCAUAUUUCGUAGACCAGACACAACCAUCGCAACUGGCAGCAUUUCCUCUUCAAGCAGACCAGUUCUAUAAUCCAAUUCAACUGGGAAGUUCUCAGAACCAAGCACGAGGUGGCCAAUAUCAACAACGGGACGAGAAUCAAAUAAAUUUGGAUAACAAUAGUGACUUCCAAUACAAAGAUGAUUCUAGAGCAGCAAUGACUAACGGUGAGAUAACAAACAAUCCGCUACCUACCAGCGGCUACAGUAAACCUCUUCAGGGUGAACGUGAGAACAGAGAGGAUGUUUCACCUUUCCAAACUAUGGUCGGUGAUAGUGAAGUCAUGGAAUGGUUUGUUAAUAACAGAGAUGUAGGAUUGGAUUUCGUUGGUCCUUGGACCGAAAUGAUAGAACAGCACUUGGAUGCAAAUCAGUUUAACUUCGAUGAAGCAAUGAAUUAA
Messenger RNA from Dujonia railenensis, 3162 nucleotides. Lineage: Eukaryota; Fungi; Ascomycota; Pichiomycetes; Serinales; Debaryomycetaceae. The record is from the annotation of a GenBank genome assembly.